CAGCUGGGAAGUGGGCCGCGCCUGGGCGGCGGGCGGGCGCAGUCCGGAGCCGGCGGUGGACGCGCCGGGCCCUCGCUGUCGGUCCGCGCGCCCAAGCGCCCCGCAUGCCGUGGGUCAUGGCCGUGCGCGCCGCGCGCCCCUGCCUGCUGGCACUCGUUCUGUGCUCGUGCUUGGGGGCGCUGGCCGAGGUCGCCCCCAGGCCGAGCAACGGGUGUCCGAGCCGCUGCCUGUGCUUCCGCACCACGGUGCGCUGUAUGCAUCUGCUGCUGGAGGCCGUGCCCACCGUGGCGCCGCAGACCUCUAUCCUGGAUCUUCGCUUUAACAGAAUCAGAGAGAUCCAGCCGGGGGCCUUCCGGGGGCUGAGAAACCUGAACACAUUGCUUCUCAACAAUAAUCAAAUCAAGAGCAUACCUGGUGGGUCGUUUGAAGACUUGGAGAAUCUGAAAUACCUCUAUCUGUACAAGAAUGAGAUCCAGGCGAUUGACCGGCAGGCCUUCAAGGGGCUUGCCUCUCUUGAGCAACUAUACCUGCACUUCAAUCAGAUAGAAACUUUGGACCCGGAGUCAUUUCAGCAUCUGCCGAAGCUGGAGAGGCUGUUUUUACAUAACAACCGAAUCACACAUUUGUUUCCGGGGACAUUUAAUCACUUGGAAUCUAUGAAAAGAUUGCGCCUGGACUCCAACGCGCUCCGCUGUGACUGUGAGAUCCUGUGGCUGGCAGACCUGCUGAAGGGCUACGCGCGGUCAGGAAACGCGCAGGCCGCCGCCACUUGUGAGUAUCCCAGGCGCAUCCAGGGCCGGUCGGUGGCCACCAUCACCCCGGAGGAGCUGGACUGUGAAAGGCCGCGAAUCACGUCGGAGCCUCAGGAUGCCGACGUCACCCUGGGCAACACCGUCUUCUUCACCUGCAGGGCUGAGGGCAACCCCAAGCCCGAGAUCAUCUGGCUGCGGAACAACAACGAGCUGAGCAUGAAGACGGAUUCCCGCUUGAACUUGCUGGAUGACGGGACUCUCAUGAUCCAGAACACGCGGGAGACGGACCAGGGCAUCUACCAGUGCAUGGCGAAGAACGUGGCUGGGGAGGUGAAGACGCAGGAGGUGACCCUCAGGUACUUCCGGUCUCCAGCUCGCCCAGCGUUUGUUAUCCAGCCCCAGAACACAGAGGUGCUGGUCGGGGAGAGUGUGACCUUGGAAUGCAGCGCCACGGGCCACCCCCCGCCUCAGAUCACCUGGACCAGGGGCGACCGCAGCCCCGUGCCCACGGACCCUCGGGUGAGCAUCACCCCGUCCGGCGGCCUCUACAUCCAGAACGUGGAGCAGGAGGACAGCGGGGAGUACGCCUGCUUCGCCUCCAACACGGUGGACAGCAUCCACGCGACUGCGUUCAUCAUCGUCCAAGCGCUUCCUCAGUUCACCGUGACGCCCCAGGACAGAGCUGUCAUCGAGGGCCAGACGGUUGAGUUCCACUGUGAGGCAAAGGGCUACCCGCAGCCUGUCAUCGCCUGGACCAAAGGAGGGAGCCAGCUGUCAGUGGACAGGCGCCACCUGGUCCUGUCCUCGGGGACACUGAGGAUCUUGGCCGUUGCCCUGCAUGACCAGGGCCAGUACGAGUGCCAGGCCGUGAACAUCAUCGGCUCCCAGAGGGUCGCCGCACACCUGACCGUCCAGCCCCGAGUCACCCCGGUGUUCACCAGCGUCCCCAGGGACAUGACGGUGGAGGUGGGCAGCAACGUGCAGCUGCCCUGCCGUCCCCAGGGCGAGCCGGAGCCUGCUGUCACCUGGAACAAGGAUGGGGUUCAGGUGACAGAAAGCGGGAAAUUUCACAUCAGCCCCGAGGGGUUCCUGACCAUCCGCGAUGUUGGGACCGCAGAUGCUGGCCGCUACGAGUGUGUGGCCCGGAACACGAUCGGGCAGGCGUCGGUCAGCAUGGUGCUCAGCGUGAACGUUCCCGAUGUCAGUCGGAACGGGGACCCCUUUGUGGCCACGUCCAUCGUCGAAGCCAUCGCAACAGUGGACAGAGCCAUCAACUCCACGCGGACACACUUGUUUGACAGCCGCCCUCGCUCCCCGAACGACCUGCUGGCCCUGUUCCGGUACCCGCGGGACCCCUACACAGUGGAGCAGGCCCGGGCCGGGGAGAUUUUUGAGCGGACGCUGCAGCUGAUCCAGGAGCACGUGCGGCACGGCCUGAUGGUGGACCUCAACGGAACCAGUUACCACUACAACGACCUCGUGUCCCCGCAGUACCUGAGCCUGAUCGCCAACCUGUCGGGCUGCACGGCCCACCGGCGCGUGAACAACUGCUCGGACAUGUGCUUCCACCAGAAGUACCGCACGCACGACGGCACCUGCAACAACCUGCAGUACCCCAUGUGGGGUGCCUCGCUCACCGCCUUCGAGCGCCUGCUCAAGGCCGUGUACGAGAACGGCUUCAACACGCCGCGCGGCAUCGACCCGGGCCGGCGCUACCACGGGCACCCGCUGCCCAUGCCCCGCCUGGUGUCCACAGCCCUCAUCGGCUCGGAGGCCAUCACCCCGGACGAGGAGUUCACGCACAUGCUCAUGCAGUGGGGCCAGUUCCUGGACCACGACCUGGACUCCACGGUGGUGGCCCUGAGCGAGGCCCGCUUCUCCGACGGGCAGCACUGCAGCUCGGCCUGCAGCAACGACCCACCCUGCUUCUCGGUGGCCCUGCCGCCCGACGACCCGCGGGCGCGCAGCGGGGCGCGCUGCAUGUUCUUCGUGCGCUCCAGCCCUGUGUGCGGCAGCGGCAUGACGUCGCUGCUCAUGAACUCCGUGUACCCCCGAGAGCAGAUCAACCAGCUCACGUCCUACGUCGACGCCUCCAACGUGUACGGCAGCUCUGAGCACGAGGCCCGCGCGGUCCGCGACCUGGCCAGCCAGCGCGGACUGCUGCGCCAGGGCAUCGUGCAGCGCUCAGGCAAGCCGCUGCUGCCCUUCGCUGCCGGGCCGCCGACCGAGUGCAUGCGGGACGAGAACGAGAGCCCCAUCCCCUGCUUCCUGGCUGGCGACCACCGCGCCAACGAGCAGCUGGGCCUCACCAGCAUGCACACGCUCUGGUUCCGCGAGCACAACCGCGUGGCCACUGAGCUGCUGGCGCUGAACCCGCACUGGGACGGCGACACAGUCUACCACGAAGCCCGCAAGCUGGUGGGCGCCCAGAUGCAGCACAUCACCUUCCAGCACUGGCUGCCCAAGGUGCUGGGCGAAGCGGGCAUGAAGAUGCUGGGCGAGUACCGCGGCUACGACCCGGGCGUCAACGCCGGCAUCGUCAACGCCUUCGCCACGGCUGCCUUCCGCUUCGGCCACACACUCGUCAACCCUGUGCUGCAGCGGCUGGAUGAGGACUUCCGGCCGCUGGCGCUGGGCCACGUGCCGCUGCACAAGGCCUUCUUCUCCCCCUUCCGCAUCGUCAACGAGGGCGGCAUCGACCCGCUGCUCCGUGGCCUGUUUGGCGUGCCCGGCAAGAUGCGCGUGCCAUCCCAGCUGCUCAACACGGAGCUCACCGAGCGGCUGUUCUCCAUGGCGCACACGGUGGCGCUGGACCUGGCCGCCAUCAACAUCCAGCGCGGCCGCGACCACGGCAUCCCGCCCUACCACGAGUACCGCAUCUACUGCAACCUGUCGGCCGCCCACACCUUCGAGGACCUGAAGAAUGAGAUCAAGAGCCCCGAGAUCCGGGAGAAGCUGCAGCGGCUGUACGGCUCCCCGCUCAACAUCGACUUGUUCCCGGCCCUCAUGGUGGAGGACCUGGUGCCCGGCAGCCGCCUGGGGCCCACCUUGAUGUGUCUGCUCAGCACGCAGUUCAGGCGCCUUCGGGACGGGGACAGGCUGUGGUACGAGAACCCGGGGGUCUUCACUCCUGCCCAGCUCACCCAGAUCAAGCAGAGCUCGCUGGCCCGCAUCGUGUGCGACAAUGCGGACAACAUCACGCGUGUGCAGAGGGACGUGUUCCGUGUGGCCGAGUUCCCGCACGGCUACAGCAGCUGCGACGAGAUCCCCCGCGUGGACCUCCGAGUGUGGCAGGACUGCUGUGAAGACUGCAGAACCCGUGGCCAGUUUAAUGCCUUCUCCUACCAUUUCCGAGGCAGGCGGUCUCUUGAGUUCAGCUACCAGGAGGAUGAGCCAUCCAGGGAGACGGGGCCCGGGAAGGUGCCAAGAGCCGGGAAGCCCCGGGCACCUCCCAGUAACGCCACAGACCCCUCCUUGGAGCAGCUGCAGGGGGCAGGGACCACCGACUUCCGGGAGUUUGUCCUGGAGAUGCAGAAGACCAUCACGGACCUCAGGAAGCAGAUAAAGAAACUCGAGUCUCGGCUCGGCACAGACUGCGUGGACGCAGACGGCAGCUCACACGUGGACGGGGCUGAGUGGACGCGGGAUCCCUGCACCGCUUGUGAAUGCCGCGACGGGCAGGUCACCUGCUUCGUGGAGACUUGCCAGCCGGCUGACUGCCCAGCGCCCACCAGGGUCAGCGGGGCCUGCUGUCCCGUGUGCCCGGGAGACUCCACGGGGACGCAGCCCUGAGCGUCUGCGAGCCUGGAGCUUGUCCCAGCCCCCGGGAGCGAGGCCGCACAGGCGGCAAGGCUGGGAUGCGGGGGCCGCGGCUCGGGGAACCCCGGCCUGAGCGCUCGCCAGCAGACCACGGGGCAGACACGUGUCCUGACUCCAUGUUAAGGCUUCUCAGGGUUCUAUUUAAUUUUUUUUAAUGAAAAAUUGGUGCUACUAUUAAAUUGCACAGUUCAAUCAUUUAGGCUCCUAAUUGAUUUCACCUAGUAUCACCGUUUCUUCUCAACUGAAAGUUAGUCCCGCCGGUCCCAGCUCCAGAAGUGUGCAGAGCGGAGCCGGCGGAGGAGGGACGCAGGAUUUGAAAGAGAAUCCGUCCCUGGCAAACAGCAGUCUGCAUGGACGUGUGGCGGCAGCACAGGCGGCCAGCGCAAGCCCCCUGCGCCCUCGGCCCCUGCAGCUCCGCGGGCCCUGCCGUGGAAGCCGCAGCGCUCCCCUGUGACCGGCACACACGCUGCCGGGUGUGGACCAGGUGGGACGGCGCCCUGUCCCCACCAGCAUCGCCCACAGCCACGCUCGCCCUGCUCUGCCGCCCGGCUUCGCCCACCAGAGUCCACGGACGAGCCACCACGCUCUCGAUCCCUGUUUCGACGGGAGGAAGGCGAGUGUCAGGGACUUUCUGACUUCAGGUUGUGAGAGUGUGUUCAAGAAAAGCAGCCGGUCCCUAUACCUCAUUCGUUUCCCCGCCGCGUGUGACGUUGGAUGAAACUUCACCCACGUUUUAGCUUUAGAUACGGCAGAAACGGCACGUCCACUCCGCUCGAGUUCUCGUAGGAUUCAGUGAGAAACAACUUCCAUACCUCACGGUCUCUGUCUUUUUACUCGACCAGAACCUCCUGUUUGGUUCCAAAUGCAAAGUGGUCUGUGUUCUGAGAAACAGGUCCCUGGGUCUCCUGCUCGGUUCUCAGACCUGAGUGUCCAGCGCCAGCUGGGCCCUGUGCUGGGUGCAGACACGGUGCCCGCCCGCGCUUCCUGAGGGAGACCCCCUGGGGACCCGGCCGCCUCGGUCCAUGUGGGCGAGUCCGGAGCUGGUGGUACCAUGUGCAGCCUGUCACGGGCGCGGGGAGAGGAGGCAGGUCUCCAGGAGGCGUCCAGCAGGUGCCAGGCACUUGGAAAGCCUGGUCCCAGCGCAGCCCGCCUUCUCCCCACAGCAGGAGACCCCAGUGCCUGCUGGCUCACAUUCCAGCCGGGGGGCGGGCAGCGGCUCUACGCACGGUCGGCUGGACUUCUGCGCGCAUCACUGGUGAUCGGAUCAGUACAAGCUCCAGUGUUGCCGGGCACAGGGCUUCUCUUCACACAGCAGGGCAGACUGGGUAAAUAAUCAGACCUUGGCACCCAUCUCUGCAGACAGGAAACGGUUCACUUUGUCUGAGGUAGAUGGUUAUGUAAGUUGCUCAGGUAUGAGAUCCCAUAGUCUGGAGCGUGUGGAGUCUGAAGGCGCCCUCGUGCGGAGGACGUGGGGACUGGGGUGGCUUUGUCCUGCCCACGGGGCGGCUGGGGUGGGCCGUGCGCGCCGGGCAGCAGCCCCGCGAGGACGCGGUGUGUGUGUACCCACUGGCCCUUCCAACCAGAUGUUUGCUGCCAGCAAAUGCCGUCCUGCUCACUGUAAUCAGCCCAUCACCAAAGAGACAUUUGCACUAUGUAACGAUGCCUUCGGUUCCAAUAAAUGGGCCACGUUCCCAAACAGA
This is a messenger RNA of Bubalus bubalis (water buffalo), 6271 nucleotides long. It is a transcript of the gene PXDN, whose product is annotated as peroxidasin. The transcript is spliced from 23 exons. The coding region runs from base 105 to 4544 and encodes 1479 amino acids. The record is from RefSeq and is a predicted model, not a curated record. Lineage: Eukaryota; Metazoa; Chordata; Mammalia; Artiodactyla; Bovidae. Gene Ontology annotation, molecular function: heme binding; protein binding; peroxidase activity. Gene Ontology annotation, biological process: response to oxidative stress.